AUCAUAUUUUCUAUGUGGACAUUUACUAUGUAUUGAUGUAAUGUCAACAUGGAUAAUGGAAUUUUAAUAGUCAUUGUAAACUUAAAUGGCAGAUCAGCCAGAUUAUUUGCAGUGUGUUUAUAUAAAAAUGAAGUAUUUUUAUUUCAGCCCUUGCGUGCCCCCAAAUAUUUAUUAAAAACAAUUUUUUCCCCUUCAAUUGUUAUUUUUGCUUUUAAACUUGGACAAAAGAGGUAGAUCACUACAGUUCAUUUGGGUGAUGUAAUACAUAAUAAUUGGGUUAUUUUAAAUUGUUUGCCAAACUAAUUCUUAAUUUUAUGAUUUAUUAACAAACCGUAGGCAAACACUGAAAUUUUGUUUAUACUGGAAAAAAGGCAAAAACAAAACCCCACGCCCCUUUUUAAAGUGAAGGCUUAUUUACCCAUGAAAAGAAGACCAACACAGCCAGCUAGAUUUUAAAAAAAUCUGUUUUAUGACAUUGUGUCUGUUGCAUACUCUGGUUGCUGUUAGGAAAUUUUACUAAACCACAUCUAGCUUUAAUGGAGUUGUUUGAAUAAUUGUGGGGAGUAGAGAAGGAGGAUGUCCUGGGAGCAAUGAGGAAGUGCUGCCUCAGUCUGAGGGCUCCUACGUGGACCAGGGUCUAAGCCUCUGAGGAGGGCCUGGGGUAGUAGGUGUAGAGAGCGUCAGUGUCUGGCCUCUGUGUUGAUCAGGAAGCACAAGGGCUGCAAGCUGCCCUGAUGGAUGAUGAGGAAGGGCUCUGCCUGUCAUGUAUGCAGUAGCACUUGAUCUUCGAGUAUUUGCCAAUAAUGCAGAUCAGCAGUUGGUUAAGAAAGGAAAAAGCAAAGUUGGGGACAUGUUGGAAAAAGCUGCUGAGUUGUUGAUGAGCUGUUUCCGAGUCUGUGCCAGUGACACUCGUGCUGGUAUAGAGGAUUCUAAGAAGUGGGGGAUGCUAUUUCUGGUGAAUCAGUUAUUCAAGAUUUACUUUAAGAUCAACAAACUCCAUUUGUGUAAACCUCUCAUCAGAGCCAUCGACAGCUCAAAUCUGAAAGAAGAUUAUAGCACAGCACAGAGAGUAACAUACAGGUACUAUGUUGGACGAAAGGCCAUGUUUGAUAGUGACUUUAAACAAGCUGAGGAGUACCUGUCCUUUGCCUUUGAGCACUGUCACCGUUUAAGUCAGAAGAACAAAAGGAUGAUUUUGAUAUAUUUACUCCCAGUAAAAAUGCUAUUGGGUCAUAUGCCAACCAUUGAGCUUUUGAAAAAGUAUCAUCUCAUGCAGUUUGCUGAAGUAACCAGAGCUGUAAGUGAAGGCAAUCUCCUCCUAUUGAACGAGGCUCUAGCGAAGCAUGAGACCUUCUUUAUUCGCUGUGGCAUCUUCCUUAUCCUUGAAAAGCUGAAGAUCAUCACCUACAGGAAUCUUUUUAAGAAAGUGUACUUGUUACUCAAAACACACCAGUUAUCUCUGGAUGCUUUUCUAGUUGCUUUGAAAUUCAUGCAAGUGGAAGACGUGGACAUCGAUGAAGUCCAGUGUAUUCUAGCCAACCUGAUAUACAUGGGUCACAUCAAAGGCUAUAUAUCACAUCAGCAUCAGAAGCUAGUUGUUAGCAAGCAAAAUCCGUUUCCUCCGCUGUCUACAGUGUGUUGAAUGUAUAAACACCUGUUCCUCUGGUGUUUAUCGUACUAAUGAAAUCAGUACUUUGCCAGGACGUUACUUUCUGCAGCCGGAAUCUCUUUGAGGCUCUUCUCUCAAGGAUGUUGAGACUGAGUUCCCCGCAUUCACAGCCACCUUGACAUUCUCUCAUCGCUCAUUACUAAUGUCGACCUCACGGAGACGUGGAAUUUCUUUUUCAAAUGUUGCAGACCCUCCUUUGACUCUGGAGCGUUGGAGAAACUUCUGUGAAGGAGGCUCUUCUCCAAGGCAGCUACAGUUUACUUCUAAGAGUUAUGCAGAAGUGCAAUUUUUUAUAUAAUUUUUCUAUAUAAAAGGCAUUCUGAAUUUAUACAAGUGACAUAAGUCUUUAUUAUAUCUUCUGGGAAAUGAAAUUUUGCUAAGAUUUUAAAAUUCACUCUUUUCCCCCCACUGUCCUUACCAUUAGUCUGCGUUAAAUUAGCAUAUUUAUUUUUGCCAAGGUCCUUUCAGAGAAGUGGGCCAGUGUGCCUACAGAUUGGCAAAAAAAAAAAAGUUUAAUUCUGGGGUUAAAGUAUAUCAGAAAUGAAGGAGAUACGUAGUGUGUUUAAGACGUGUAAGAUUUAAAAAUCUGAAUUGUGUAUACAUUUCCUAUAUUUCACUCAAAAUACAGUUUAAAUCAACUCA
Myotis daubentonii (Daubenton's bat) is the source of this 2311-nucleotide messenger RNA. RefSeq names its product PCI domain containing 2 (gene PCID2). Gene Ontology annotation, molecular function: RNA binding; double-stranded DNA binding. NCBI's taxonomy places the organism in Eukaryota, Metazoa, Chordata, Mammalia, Chiroptera, Vespertilionidae. Gene Ontology annotation, cellular component: transcription export complex 2. The record is from RefSeq and is a predicted model, not a curated record. Gene Ontology annotation, biological process: transcription elongation by RNA polymerase II; poly(A)+ mRNA export from nucleus; post-transcriptional tethering of RNA polymerase II gene DNA at nuclear periphery.